AUGCCCCCUGCCCUCUCCUUCCGCAAUAUGUAUAUAUACAAUCACUUCCAACCAGCAAGGACAGUCCAAUGGAAGGGUUCGGCCGGGGCUCAGCUCUCAGAUGGCGGGAAGUCCAACAAUACCUUUCAACUUUCUGAUAUCAAAACGAGAAGAAACUUGAAGAUUGCCGCCAUUCAGCCAGUUCCACAUGUGAUGUCCAUAGAUAUCAACUGGGAGGCCGCCACCUCUGGUCCUGAUGGCGAGAAACUUGCUGAACGAAUCCGUUCCUUCAUCCACGACAAGUUCCAGCAAAUAGCGCUUCCGCGAUUCAUUCGCUCAGUGGAGGUAAACUCGUUUGACUUCGGCACUGUUUCGCCAGAGCUUCAGGUUAGGGAUAUAUGCGAUCCAUUUAAUGACUUUUACGAAGAAGAUGAAGAUGGUGAAGACUUAUCGGAGAGUUCUGUCAGCGAUGAGCCUGCUCCUUCGAGCCAGGGUUUGAGCCAGUCGACUCCGAAUGGUGAUGCGGGCAGCAGCAACAGUAGCAGCAAUGGUGACGGCGGUGGGAAUACCAACAGUCGAGUUGGGUACUUCCAGAGAAGAUAUCCGUCCGGGGAAUAUGCAGGCGAUUUCCCACAGCCACUGAUGUCCCCUAUCAACCUUGGGGAGUCAUUUAACCCCUAUCUCUUCCCUCGAGCGGGAACUCCAGGGAUCCCAGGAGGGACGUCCAACCUCGGAUACUAUAAUAUGCCGCGUGGGGGGCUAUCUGGAACCCAGACGCCUCUGGCAUCCGUGGCGUCAGUGGCACGGGGCGGUCCGCUAUCACUAGCAGAGGGAUGGCCGCCUCCUGCACGGCAAAGGGAGCGGGCGCGCAGCUCAGACGCAGAUGUAGACUCCCCCCAGUCUAGGUCUCGCCCGUCAACGUCCAGUACGCGUCAGCGCACUUCUACUGAUGGCGGUACGCCUCAUGACUCAGCAGAGAUACCGGAAUCCGAAUCCGUAAUUACAGGCCACCUCGAUAGCGCACUGCCUACACGGCGCAUGAGAGAGCAGAAACCAGAUGAUUUCCAGGUUCUGUGCCGUCUGCAGUAUUCCGGGAACAUGAGGUUAUCGAUUACGGCUCAGAUACUGCUUGAUUAUCCAAUGCCUAGUUUUGUCGGGCUGCCGCUGAAGCUUAAUAUUACUGGAUUCACGUUCGACGGGGUUGCUGUUGUAGCUUACAUUCGGAAGAGGAUACAUGUAUGCUUCCUCUCUCCGGAGGAUGCGGAUACUUUACUUGGAGCGGACGAUAAGAUGGCUUCUACUGAAGGCUAUCAUGAUCACCAUAACCACCAUCACUCUGGGAAUACGAAUACGACUGGCUCACGACGUUCAAACGACAGCCUGCUACGAGAAAUACGGGUGGAAAGUGAGAUUGGACGCAAGGAGAGCGGGAAGCAAGUGUUGAAGAACGUGGGCAAAGUAGAGAAGUUUGUUCUCGAGCAGGUUCGUCGAAUAUUUGAAGAGGAGUUUGUGUACCCGAGCUUCUGGACAUUCCUCGUUUGA
Messenger RNA from Microsporum canis CBS 113480, 1521 nucleotides. RefSeq names its product mitochondrial inheritance component mdm12. The transcript has 3 exons. The record is from RefSeq and is a predicted model, not a curated record. Gene Ontology annotation, cellular component: ERMES complex. NCBI's taxonomy places the organism in Eukaryota, Fungi, Ascomycota, Eurotiomycetes, Onygenales, Arthrodermataceae. Gene Ontology annotation, biological process: mitochondrion organization; phospholipid transport. Gene Ontology annotation, molecular function: lipid binding. The coding region runs from base 1 to 1521 and encodes 506 amino acids.